UUUGCCGCCGCCAUUUCUAACGUUCUCUACAUUUCCUGCGCACACUGGAACACGCACUGCGUCCGGAGAGGAGUCAAGGAAUCAUACUGGAAGUGGCCUGGAAGUGCGCUACUAAUGAAUGAAACUUCCAAUUGGACCACCGACUUCCUGAAUGAAAAGAUGCCGGGAAAUCUACUACAGCAGAGCGAGAAUGGAGGGAUGGGAUAGAUAGGGAUGCGAAAAGGAAUACAAAAACGUACCAUCGCGUGACGUCAGUUGAAAGUUUUCCGUGCGUCUUUGGGGAGGCUGCGCGUUUCCGUGUUUAGGUGGGGGCGUUAGUAGUGGGGAGUUUUAUUUUCGUUCACUGUCACAGUUUUUCCCAUAUUAAUUAUCCUUCAAAAAAUUUUCAAGUAGCAAUUUUCAUAGCAAAAGUACAAAAUCUAGCAAACAAAAAUACAACCAAAAUCCAUAGUCAAAUCCACCCCAGAUCCCCGACCACAAAAUGGUGAGGCGCAAGGUUGUCGGCGUCGGGAAGCAGCUUUCUCUUCCUGCCUACCAGCAACUGAUGUCGCAGGGCAGUAGCUUUCGUGCCCCCGCACGGCAGCCGCAGCAGGUCGCAUCGAUGGCCGAUUACUGGCAUAACAUGUGCUGGAGCAAGUUGUCGGGCGCCGUGCCACGCAUGGCUGUGGUGGCAACACCGGAACCGAGCAGUCGCCGUCUGACCCGGCUGCGUCGCCAGCUGAUGUGGUCACCCACGGAGAUUGUGAACGUGCCACAGCCCAAGAGCAUGCGCAUGGUUCAGGCCAACUAUGUGAGGCAGCAGCAACAGCAACAGCAGCAUGCCCCAGCGCAGCUUCAGCUAGGUUAUCCGCCGACGUGGGGCGGAGCUCAGUGGGAGGCACCCAGGCUCAGUCAUCCUCCUGUCGCCACCAAUUGUAGGCCAAUGAAAUCCUCAUCUUGGGGAGACUACCAGAUAGGUGCAGCCAUGGCCCAGCAGCACCAAAACUCUGCCAGCUCUCUGAACAUCAUCGAGUGUCCUGGCUGCCAGUCGGAGGUUCCUGUGUGCUACUUCGAGACGGAGUCCUCUCGUUUCGCAGCGGCCGCCAGUCGCAUUGAGCAGCAGCAAGAGGAGUUACAUCAGAAGCAGUUGCAGCUGCAGAAACUGCAGGAGUUCCACCUGUCGCCCCAGCCGUCACAGGUGAACACCCCCGUGGGUAUACUAAAGAACGCAGAGCGUCCGGAGGGGGGCCAGAACGUACCCACCGAGUUGCAUGCCAAGAAAAUGAAGCGGGUGACAAUCCAUGCGAUGAAUGGAAUGGAUGGCAAGCUUCACGAGCGGGUGCUGGCUCCUGGCAAGCCAAACCCGUUAGCUAAGCCUGGUGGGAAUAGGCGUAUCAGCCAGCAGAAGAAGGAACCGCAGAGAGAUCAGCCCCAAGGAUAUCAGCGGAAACAUCAGCCCGCCCAUGAGCAACAUCCACCAGCGUCAGUGAAGUUGCCACAGCAACAACAGAGUCCUUGUACCUUUAAUUUCGGGAAAUUCGUCAACAAUUUUAUAGAUUCCUACGAUCAUCGGAGUUCAGUUUCGGAAGGGACGGAUUCCGAUUCGGGAUCGUUUAUACUUGAGCCACCAAAUGCGGGGGAUACAGCGGUCAAGCCCAAGAAAAGCUCCAAGGUAAGCUCGAAAGCAGGAUCGAAAGCAGGAUCCCUCAAUAGGGAGCCACCACGACCCCCAGAGUGGCCUAAGGUGGAGAGAAUCCUAAGUAAAACCGAGCCAGAGAAAUCCAAGCGAAAGGGAAAGAGGUCGUCCAGACUACUGGGCGACCACCAUGGUGCCGACUCCGGCACCAGCACCAGCACCCUCACCAAAGAGAAAAGCAGGGACACACUCAGGACUCCAAAACCCUGCGUAGAGAGUGCCAGGCGAAGCAGAUUAGUGCCCAAGACCCCACACCAUAGCCAGACCUCCCUAAAGCCCGAGCAGGCGGAAUGCCCAGCAAGGGAAAAGCGCUCCAGCCUGGAUGUUCACGAAGGUAUCAGCGGCCAAGCACCCGAUUCGGUGGGCAAGAAGGACCGUAUCCGUAAGGUGAAUAUCAAUCAACUGCUGCAAAACCCGGAGCUGCAGGAUGGCAGCGUCGUUUGGCAGUCCCUUAUGCAGCUGGUGGGUCAGAUGUGUAGUCCCCUGGAGGAGGAGGAGGAUGACCAGCCGGAGAGUGAGACAUGCGAAGAGCAACGCAUGAUGGCGGGUUACGGCUCCGAUCUACGCCAAAAGAAGAAAAUGAAGAAAAAGAAGCAAUACUCCGUCUAUCUGAUGGUCAACUCUGACGAUGAUAAUGAUGAUCAGGAGUACAGCACGCCGAAGUUGGAAACGGAGUCACCAGAUAUCCUGGCUGCGAGCCACAGCCACAACCAGAUCUCGUGUGAGAGCCACAACCCCAACCAGACUCUGGACGAGAGCCACAACCAUAACCAGCAAGAUGACUACGCCAAUCAUUGCUACAGACUCUUUCAGGAGGAGCAAUGCAAGCCUAUGCGCCGCAAGCGGAAGCGGCGUUCAGUCAGCCGCAUCAAGGAGCUCGCCUACCCAUAUCCCAUGCCCCCACCUAACCAAGUCCUGCGCCGACCCCUGCACUGGCCGAAGCCGGAUAUGUCCAAGCCCCAGACGCGUCUGCAGCGCCCCCGAUCGACAGCCAAGCCGCCCGCCCAGAAACGACGCCAGCGAUCCAUCAGCACGGUCCAGCAGCAGCUGCAUGCCCAGCGACAGUGGGAAAAGAUUCCGCUGGCCACUGCAAGUUGCAUGAUGUACCCCAUGAUGAACAGUGCGAUGCGACACCAUUUCUAGGAAUCAGAAGCUGGGCAUCCUUGCUGCAUCGUCAUUGUGUGGCGUUUUUGUAUCGUAGAGCGAGUAUGCGUCCAUUUGUUAUGUCCAAGACAGACCAUAGACAAAGUCCAAGUCAUUGAUUUGCAUGCUCCCCCUUGGGACGAAACUGUGCCCCAGGCUUUUUGUCUAUGGCCUGAUUCUGGAGGAGAUUCCAGAAAUUUGUAGUGAAAUAAAGGCCCAAAGUAUGCCCCAUAGCAACUCCCCACCC
Drosophila obscura is the source of this 3065-nucleotide messenger RNA. RefSeq lists its product as uncharacterized. Lineage: Eukaryota; Metazoa; Arthropoda; Insecta; Diptera; Drosophilidae. The record is from RefSeq and is a predicted model, not a curated record. The transcript has a single exon. The coding region runs from base 482 to 2818 and encodes 778 amino acids.